This is a messenger RNA of Cryptotermes secundus, 5471 nucleotides long. Its product is annotated as fibrillin-2. The coding region runs from base 38 to 4459 and encodes 1473 amino acids. Gene Ontology annotation, molecular function: calcium ion binding. NCBI's taxonomy places the organism in Eukaryota, Metazoa, Arthropoda, Insecta, Blattodea, Kalotermitidae. The transcript is spliced from 29 exons. The record is from RefSeq and is a predicted model, not a curated record.
CACUGAUCAGUGGAUCUCCAGAGACUAGCAGAGUAAGAUGUGUCUCAUCGCCAAGGGGAUUCGAUGGUUGCUGCCCCUUGUGGUUCUGUGCCUUCUUCUUCAUGCAUGCAAAUGUGCUCUGGAACCGACAUUUAAACGGUGCUGCGUACUGGGCUCAAAUUGGGCGGCAGAAGAUUUAAAAUGCAACAACUUCCCAGCCCCGGUUACGGGGAUUCCGGCAGAACAACAAAGUAUCUGUCUGUCUGCAGUUGAAAUAUGUUGCCUUCGGAAGCACAGGGAGAAGCAGUGUGAGGACGGCAAGGGAGCUGCCCGGUCUGGCGCUGACUGCCUGGUUAUGUCCAGCACAGGAGGUGAAUACCACAAGGACUGCUGCGAAGGCUGUAAACUGGGAUUGAUGUCUGGCUCCAUGGGAAUGGAAUGUAUUUUCCAAAACUUUGAGUUUGGACCUCCAUGGGAUAAAGCAUAUCAUGCUUGCUGUCUGGAAUCAAAACCUUCCACCACUUCACCAACCAGCAUCUCCACAGCUGUGACUGCUGCUAGUCAGAAGAGGGAAACUAACAUUCCAACACCAGCUUUGGAUAGUCUCUGUGACCUUCUACCAGGAGAACUGUGUGCUCAUAUAUGUGUGCCUGUUCCUGGCUCUUUCUACUGUUUAUGUCGAGAAGGAUUUACAUUAAUGGCUGAUGGAAAAUCAUGUCAGCACGAUGACUUACCUGACAGGUGCAAAAUGAACAAUCCCUGUGCUCAUAAGUGUCUGGACACUGGAGUUGCAAUUGAGUGCUCGUGCCAUCCAGGUUAUAAGUUGGCAUCUGAUGAAAGAAACUGUAAUGAUAUUGAUGAAUGUGCUCUCGGAACUUACAUAUGUGAUUCUGAUGACCAGGCCUGUCGAAAUGAACCUGGCACCUAUUUGUGUGUGAACCCGGAUGGUUCAGUCGCAAAACCACCCAUUCAAACAAAUAGACCAGUAGUAAAUGAUUUUGGUGCUGGAAAAUGUCCUUUAGGAUAUAAAUUUAAUUUGCAGUCCCAAGUAUGUGAUGAUAUCGAUGAAUGCAUGUUGGACGUUGACAACUGUGGAAGCAACAGUGCCUGCCAAAAUACGAUCGGCUCAUACAUAUGUAUUAGAGCUCCUGUAGAAACGUGUCCACCUGGAUAUAGAUUUGAUGAUUUCCAACAGAUUUGUUCUGAUAUUGAUGAGUGUUCUGAAGGACUGGAUGACUGCCAAAGAGACAAGCAUUUCUGUUUAAACACAGAAGGAAAUUACACCUGCCAGCCGCAGCACGAUUCAAAGUGCCCAGCAGGAUACAAAUAUAACAAAGCAGCAGCAAUAUGUGAAGAUGUGGAUGAAUGUGGAGAAAAUCUUCAUGGCUGUGCCCCUGACACAGAGACCUGUCGCAACACAGUGGGAGCCUAUGAAUGUGACAUGAAGUGUGACUUGGGUUACCAGUAUAGCCUCGGUCUCAGGACAUGUGUUGAUAUCGAUGAAUGUCAUUUGGGACAGCACAAUUGUAAGGUCAGAAGAUGUCUGAAUACCAUUGGCAGCUAUACCUGUGUCAGUGAGCCAAAAGCUGCCUGUCCAGCUGGCUAUAAACCAAGUUCUGACAAGGAAAAGCAGUGUCAAGAUGUAGAUGAAUGCAGAGAAAAUGUGGAUUCAUGUGAUCGAUAUUCUGAGACCUGCAUCAAUGAAAUCGGUAGUUACAGAUGUGAACCUAUCGUGAAUUCAGCCACAAAUGAAAAUAGAACCACAAGUUUAAGAUCUGCUCAUACUGGACAGAACAGUGAAGAAAACAAAUUGGAAGUUUGCCCUUCAGGCUACAACUACAGUUACAGCAGGAAAACUUGUUUAGAUUUGGAUGAAUGUAUGCUUGGAACUAACAACUGCAAUCCAAGUGAGCAAUGUGUAAAUAACCCAGGCAGCUUCUGGUGUAACCCAACAUGUAGGGCAGGCUACCAGCUGGAUCCGCAAAACCCUCAGACCUGUAUUGACAUUGAUGAAUGUCAGGAGAAAGUUGAUACCUGUCAUCGAAAUAAGGAAAGAUGCAGGAACACAGAAGGGAGUUUUAUCUGUGAACCAGUGUACCAUUGUCAACCAGGAUACAAGAAAACUCAAAAUGAUCUAUGUGUAGAUAUAGAUGAAUGUGCAGAAGGCAGACACAACUGUAUCCAAGGAGUCCAGCUGUGUAUAAACACACUGGGCAGUUACAAUUGUGUAGACCAUAAGACCAUCUGUGGACGUGGCUUUAGGUAUAAUAGUACAUAUCUACACUGUCAAGAUAUCAAUGAAUGUGAAGAAGAACUGCAUAACUGCAACGCACUUACACAGGUCUGCAUCAAUACUCGUGGAAGUUUCCAGUGUCAAAAUCAACAGAAAGUUACUCCCCAGCCAUUGUGUCCAGUGGGAUUCCAACUUGACAGAGAAUCUCAGACGUGUGUUGAUGUAAAUGAGUGUGCUGAGAGCCAGUUGAAAUGCACACAUGGAGAGGAAUGUGUAAACACACAAGGAAGUUUCCGCUGCCUCAGAACAUCAAAACUGAACUCAACAAGCGUGUCCUCGACAACAAUUUUACCAGCUUUUCUAGGACCAAGUUUUCAAGACUCCAAUCAGAUCUGCCCUGCUGGUUUCCGAUACAAUACACAGAGCAGAAGAUGUUUUGAUGUGAAUGAGUGUGAGGAGGGGACUCAUGUCUGCAGCAGGGAGGCGUGUAUCAAUGAGCCAGGAGGCUACAGAUGUGUGCCUAAAUCCUCAGAUGCACGUCAGUGUCAGGCAGGCUUAAAAUCUGACCACGCCACUGACACAUGUGUGGAUAUUGAUGAAUGUGCAGAGAAUACGGAUCCCCCAUGUGACAGUAAUCAAGAGUGCAUGAAUACACAUGGAAGUUUCCAGUGCAUAUGUCAGACUGGCUUCCAGCUGGACCCUCUGCUUCAUGCCUGUGUUGAUAUCAAUGAGUGUCAGCUGAACAAACACGAUUGCUUGCCAAGUCAGCGCUGUGAUAACACCAUUGGAUCAUACCAGUGCAUCCGUUUCACGAGCUGUGGCACAGGAUACACACUGAAUGCUCAGACAGGACUGUGUGAAGAUGAUGAUGAAUGUGCAUUGGGGACCGAUAAUUGCAGAAAUCUUGGUCCCACGUGGCAAUGCCGCAACACUCUCGGUUCCUUCCGCUGCGAGAGGAAGCACUGUGAUGACAAGAAAGUACUGCUUAGCAAUGGUGAAUGUAAAGCGGUUGAGUGUCCUACUGGUUAUGAAGCGAGUCAGCAAGGCCAGUGUAUCGAUAUAAAUGAAUGUCAGCGUAACAAUCCCUGCAGGCGGAAUCAACGCUGCCUCAACACUGCUGGCUCAUAUCGCUGUAUCAGUUACCUCAACUGUGGUGGUGGCUUUGAACUGAAUGAGGCAGGAAACCAGUGUGUUGAUAUUGAUGAAUGUGCAAAAUCAACACACGACUGUGGACGUGGUCAACUGUGUAUCAAUCGUGUGGGUGGUUACAUAUGUCAGUGUCCCAGCGGCCAUGUGUUAGACGAGCAGAAAGAAUGUGUUGAUGUUGACGAAUGUACCAGGUUUGCAGGCCAAGUGUGUGCCAUAAAUUCUAAGUGUGUCAACAAUGUAGGAUCUUAUCGUUGCGUGUGCAAUGAUGGAUUCCGUCAGGAUCCAAAAGGAGGCAAUGGUUGUGUAGAUAUUGAUGAAUGUGCAGAAUCUACUGGCCUCUGUCAACAGAACUGUGUAAAUAUCUGGGGCUCCUACAGAUGUUCAUGCAACCCUGGCUUCACUCUGCAUCAUGACAACAGAUCAUGCCAGGAUGUAGAUGAGUGUGAACAGUUCAAAGACCGUAAUCUCUGUGUUGGAAUAUGUGUUAACCAGGCAGGAAGUUACACCUGUCAAUGUCCAGAAGGCUAUCGCAUUGGGAUUGAUGGGAGAACAUGUCAAGACAUUGAUGAAUGUUUGGACGGUAGCGUUUGUCGAAAUCCCAAUGAAGUCUGCCUGAAUACCCGUGGCAGCUACCGUUGCAAUUCCAUCACCUGUCCUCCAAACUUCAUCAAGGAUCCGGAACACAAGAAUCGCUGUAAGAGAGCAUCCCUCUUCUGCCGGGAAGGAGAUACUGAGUGUCUUCGCUUGCCUUCGAGCAUCUCCUUCAACUUCAUCACGUUUGUGUCGAACCUUGCCAUUCCGCCUGUGGGUUACAUCGACUUAUUCACCAUGCGUGGUCCACUGUGGUCCAGUUCCAGCGUUAGGUUCAAAUUGGACAUGCUCGAUUCCCGAGCUCCUGCUGGAAUUUCUCCAGUGACCAAAGAUUUCUUUCAACUUCGUCAGACAUCUCCUAAUCAAGCCAUUAUUUCACUGAGAAAUUCUAUUCAAGGUCCACAGCAGAUAGACUUACAGUUAUCAAUGGAAUUAUAUCAUAGUGGUGUGUUUGGAGGUUCCGCAGUGGCAAAACUCUCAAUUUUUGUUUCAGAGUAUGAAUUCUGAUGUCACUGCCAAAGAUGAAUUCUCUGUGGCACUACUUCACGGAAUAAAGAAUAAAUGUGAAGUAAUAUCAUGCUUAUAUUAGUUAUUCUAGUUGCAAGUUGUAUGUUUAUGCGUAGCCGGAGGAAACUUAUACAACCAUUAACACCAUAUGUGUUCCAACACUUUCAACAUGGAACCUGUGUUGAUGGAGAUGUCUGUGCAGAUGCUAACAUGAAAAAUUUUAAUUUCUACUAAGCAGAUUGUAUAAUAUAUUGAAGUUUCAAGGGUCAGGUGAAGAUUCGGAGAUUUCUUUAUAAACUAUAAAGAGAAUGUUUAUUUUUACAUUAAUGUAUUGUGUGGGAAUAUCAGUUCAGGUAAUGAAAAACGUUCCACACUUGGCAGUAAUGUGUUUUACCUUGUAAUUUUUUAAAUUAUUCUUGGCAUUUUAUUUUCUUUUGUCAUUCACAUAUGAUUGAGAGGUAGCCUUUCAGUAUCAUUUAGCUACUUUGUGGCGACUACUUACUCAAUAUAUACAGUGCAGCCUUGAUAAUCUGAACUAAUGGAAGUGCUGGUGUGUUCAGACUAUCAGAUUUUUCACAUAACUGAGUUUAAAAUAAAAUAUUCAAAUUUUUUGGUAAAAUUAUUUAUUCAAGAUGUAUAUGUACAAUUUUAUAUAAAAAUAAUGAUCAGGAUCUACCACCAUUUGACUAUACACCCGGUUUGGGGCAGGAGUAACCAGGUUACAUCUUUGACCACCCAGGGAAAAGAAAAUCAGUGAAACAUAAUAUCAUGUUUCACGACAGUUCAUUUCUAGAACAGGGAAGUAAAAGAAUUAUGUUAAAUUUUUAAUUUUUGGAGUUGUUGAUUCGAUUUAUUUAUUUUUUAGGCAGGGAUAGCGCAGAGAGUAUAGCGACUGGCUAUGAGCUGGAUAACGCAGGUCAAAGUUUGAGUCCCGCUGGGAGCAAGAAUUUUCACUUCAACAUGUUGUCCAGACUGGCUCUGGUGUCCAGCCAAGCUCCUGUCCAAUGGGUAA